UUUAGUUAUCUUUUUUUUUAUAAAUUCAAAUUAAUUACCAAAUAUUUAUGUAACCACCCAUUAUCUCCAUUUCUCAUCCAACUAUUGCAAAACCAACUUCUCCACUUUCUCGAUCAACAUUUCUAUAAAUUAAACCAACCAAUUAAUUUCUCUAAAAUUUCACCAUAAAUCAUCAAAGCUCUUGCACACUCACAUUGCUAUUCGCACCUCCAAUGGCUUCUUUUAAUUUCUCUUUGAAUUCCACAACCCUACUUGUGCUUCUCUUGGCUUUUUUCUCUUGUCUACAAAUUUCAAUUGUAGCUUCUCAUGAAUUUCAAGUUGGUGACCUAAAAGGUUGGGUUGUUCCACCUUCCAAUGACACUGAUAUCUACAAUAUUUGGGCUUCUAACUUUAGGUUCCAAAUUGGCGACUCCAUAAUUUUCAAAUACAAGAAGGAUUCAGUGAUGGAAGUUGGAAAAGAAAACUACAAUGAUUGCAAUGCAACACAACCAACAUUUUUCUCAAACAAUGGUGACACAGAGUUCAAGUUUGGUCAUUCAGGAACAUUCUACUUCAUAAGUGGUGCAUCAGGACAUUGUGAGAAAGGACAAAAAAUGAUUGUGAGAGUCAUGAUUCAGGAUCUUCAUUCCAAAUCUUCUGCAUACCAUGUUCCUGUUUUUCCAAUUGGUGUCUUUGUUUUUGCAUUUGUUGUUUCCUAUGUAAUUUGAGUAUUUUAAGGAUUAGUGCAAUUUUUUUCUUCA
Messenger RNA from Lathyrus oleraceus (garden pea), 740 nucleotides. Its product is annotated as early nodulin-like protein 1. Gene Ontology annotation, molecular function: electron transfer activity. The transcript has 2 exons. The record is from RefSeq and is a predicted model, not a curated record. NCBI's taxonomy places the organism in Eukaryota, Viridiplantae, Streptophyta, Magnoliopsida, Fabales, Fabaceae. The coding region runs from base 213 to 707 and encodes 164 amino acids. Gene Ontology annotation, cellular component: plasma membrane.